Molecule: messenger RNA, 2968 nt
Organism: Herpailurus yagouaroundi (jaguarundi)
Lineage: Eukaryota; Metazoa; Chordata; Mammalia; Carnivora; Felidae
Gene: SLC25A23
Product: solute carrier family 25 member 23
Exons: 11
Coding region: 159-1784 (541 amino acids)
Biological process (GO): transmembrane transport
Molecular function (GO): calcium ion binding
Source: RefSeq, a predicted model, not a curated record
GUCACCGGCUCCUGCAAGUGCCAGAGCCAGGCGGGCAGCGCGGAGGCUGCGGUGGCCGUGGCCGCGGAGCUGGCCCUGCGGGGCCCCGGGGGGGAGGGGGAGCCGCGAAGCCCCCGCUGAGGCCGCCGCUGCCGGGCCUCCCCUCCCCCCCGGGCGCCAUGCGGGGGGGCCCGGGCGAUGCGGAGCGGCGACAGCGCUGGGGUCGCCUCUUCGAGGAGCUGGAUAGGAACAAGGACGGCCGCGUGGACGUGCACGAGUUGCGCCAGGGACUGGCUCGGCUGGGCGGGGGCGACCCGAACCGCGACACCCAACAGGGCAGUUCCCCUGAGGGUGACACUGACCCACACGGUGGGCUGGACCUGGAGGAGUUUAGCCGCUACCUGCAGGAGCGAGAACAACGCCUGCUGCUUCUGUUCCACAGCCUGGACCGGAAUCAGGAUGGUCAUAUUGAUGUGUCUGAGAUCCAGCAAAGUUUCCGAGCUCUGGGUAUUUCCAUCUCUCUGGAGCAAGCAGAGAAAAUUCUGCACAGCAUGGACCGUGACGGCACAAUGACCAUCGACUGGCAGGAGUGGCGCGACCACUUCCUGUUGCAUUCGCUGGAGAAUGUGGAGGAUGUAGUCUAUUUCUGGAAACAUUCGACGGUCUUGGACAUCGGCGAGUGCCUGACUGUUCCUGAUGAGUUUUCAGAGCAGGAGAAGCUGAGCGGCAUGUGGUGGAAGCAGCUGGUGGCGGGUGCGGUGGCAGGCGCUGUGUCGCGGACGGGCACAGCCCCUCUGGACCGCCUCAAGGUCUUCAUGCAGGUCCACGCCUCCAAGACCAACAAGCUGAACAUCCUGGGGGGCCUAAAGAACAUGAUCCGAGAGGGGGGCAUGCGCUCCCUGUGGCGUGGGAAUGGGAUUAACGUGCUUAAGAUCGCGCCAGAGUCGGCUAUCAAGUUCAUGGCCUAUGAGCAGAUCAAGCAGGCCAUUCGAGGGCAGCAGGAGUCACUGCACGUGCAAGAGCGCUUUGUGGCCGGCUCCCUCGCUGGCGCCACAGCCCAAACCAUCAUUUACCCCAUGGAGGUGCUGAAGACGCGGCUGACCUUGCGCCGGACGGGCCAGUACAAGGGGCUGCUGGACUGUGCAUGGCAGAUCCUGGAGCGAGAGGGGCCCCGAGCCUUCUACCGAGGCUACCUGCCCAACGUGCUGGGCAUCAUCCCCUACGCAGGCAUCGACCUGGCCGUCUAUGAGACAUUGAAGAACCGAUGGCUUCAGCAGUACAGCCACGACUCGGCCGACCCAGGCAUCCUCGUGCUCCUGGCCUGUGGCACCGUCUCCAGCACCUGCGGCCAGAUAGCCAGUUACCCCCUGGCCCUGGUCCGGACCCGCAUGCAGGCCCAAGCCUCCAUCGAGGGCGCCCCCCAGCUCUCCAUGCUGGGUCUGUUCCGUCACAUCCUGUCCCAAGAUGGCGUGUGGGGCCUCUACCGGGGCAUUGCCCCCAACUUCAUGAAGGUUAUCCCGGCUGUGAGCAUCUCCUAUGUGGUCUACGAGAACAUGAAGCAGGCCCUGGGGGUCACGUCCAGACCCCAGCUCCCUCAGGCCCCAGAUCCAGCACCGGGUCCUAGAUCCCCAAACCCGCUGGCGGAUCCCAGAUCCCCAUGCUUCCAGCCCUGGAUCUCCAAGCUCAGCCACUGGAUUCUGGAUAUCAAGAAGCCCCAGCCACUGGAUCCCAGAUCCCCUCACCCCAGCUACUGGAUUCCCGAAUUCCUUUGCCGUGACACUGAGUCCCGGAUCCCUCCGCUUUGACUACUGGAUUCCAUACAUUUCAACCACUACACCCUCAACCCCCAACCACCGGAUCUCGGAUUCCCAAGCCCUGACCGGCUGGAUCCUGGCUUCUAAAUCCACAAUGUGAGAGCCCAACGGCAGAGCGCGUGGGUCCCAGCGACUGCAGCUGUUGGGCCCCAACCCCUUCACCACAGGCACUGGAUGCUGAAACCUCACCCAUAGGAAGGAGACCCGACCCUUCCAAGCACUGGAUCCCAGCCCCUUAACCCCUGGAUUCUGACCGGAAUCCUCCCAAGGCACUGGAUCCUGAGUGCUCAGACUCUGAGCCUAGAUAGAUCCCAAUAGGCCAAUCACAGCAUCCUGGACCCCACACGCCGCCGUCCCAGACACACCACAGAGCCCAGGGCCCUCCCCACUCCCCGUGACACAAAGCCCAUGGUCUAAGGAGCCUGCGGGAAGCCCGGGUCCUGGCCUCCUUCUUGGGACUUGUCCAAAGUCCUGAGCCAUCUAAAAGCUGGCAGCACAGGAAGGAGAGGUCCCUCCCACACCCUAGACAGAGGCUGGACACCCCCACCACCUACCCAGCAUGGCUAUGCCUCUGGCCCCUGGGGAAACUGCUACCCCGAAAUGCUCUGCAAUGUCCUCCGUCCCCUUCCCACCUUUAGGCUAACGAUAACCCCCAGUCACUCUUCCUUGGGGGCUGGCAAGGGGGCAGUCUGAGGCUGGGGACACAUUAAGGGGACCCCCCCCCAAACCCACCCUAGCACUGCCAGCCUCUCCCCAGGCUUCAGGGUUGGGAGCCAGGAGGAAGUCUACCCGGACUAGCCUUCCCUGGAGCCCAGCAUCUGCUUUUGCAAAACGAACAGGCCAAAUCCCCAAACUCAGUCUACGUCUAUUUUUCUACCAGAGAGGAGCAGACAUUCCUUCCCCCUCAAAUAACCCAAGCCCCCCCCCCCAGCACCCCCCACUACCCUGUACAUUCUGCACUUUAUAGUUGGAUUCUGAGCUUAGCAUAACUGGGGACCCCCUCCCUUCAUUCCUCCCAAGUCUUUGGGGAACCCCAUUAGAGGACUGCAAAAGAGGAGCUGUGUUGUUUCAGGGGGCUGGAGGACCCCCCCCCCCCCACCCCACCCCACCAAAACCGUGUCUCACCUCCCCCCCUGUGUGUGUUUUUUCCAAGAAAAAAAAAAAAGGAACAAUUU